Drosophila innubila is the source of this 2883-nucleotide messenger RNA. RefSeq names its product WD repeat and HMG-box DNA-binding protein 1 (gene Ctf4). Gene Ontology annotation, molecular function: chromatin binding; protein binding. NCBI's taxonomy places the organism in Eukaryota, Metazoa, Arthropoda, Insecta, Diptera, Drosophilidae. Bases 51 to 2780 code for a protein of 909 amino acids. Gene Ontology annotation, cellular component: nuclear replication fork. The record is from RefSeq and is a predicted model, not a curated record. The transcript has a single exon. Gene Ontology annotation, biological process: DNA repair; DNA-templated DNA replication; mitotic cell cycle.
AGACGCAACAAAAGUGUAGAUCGAGCGGCGUAAAAUUAAUAUAAGUAAUAAUGAGUUUCACGCGCAGCUCGCUGCGCUAUGCGCACACCAAUGGCUACACAGGACUCUUGUACACCCCGAAAGGUGACUUUAUCAUAACCUGUGGCACGGACGGCGACAUUCGCCACUGGACCUGCAUCAGCGAUGACGAUCCUCGAUCCACUUGCCUGGGAGAGUUUGUCAUGUGCAUUGCACACACGGGCAGCCGCCUGCUGGCAUCCACAGACCGUAAUACAGUUCACGCUUACACCUUCCCGGAAAUGGACAGCGAUGGCAUCCUGAUGCGAUUCACUGCACCCGCGACAUGCCUGCGUGUCUGUGGCGAGUACACUGCAGCUGGCAGUGAGGAUACCUCCAUUAAGGUGCUUCGUGGUGACAGUGCCGGGGCUGAGACAACGCUGGAGGGACACAAGGGUCCCAUAUUGGCGCUGGAUGUGCACGCCGAGCGACAUUUAUUGGCCUCCAUAGCCGGUGAUGGUCAUCUCAAGGUCUGGAACUUUGAAACUGGCGAGGAAUUGAAGUCACUCAAUGGUCUGCCGCGUUCCAACAGCUUUGAGAGCACAAGCCUCUUUGGUACGCCCACUUUUGAGCCACAGCGCGGCGAGCAAUUGGCCUAUGCUCUGGACAAAGAGAUCAUAGUGCUGAACACAACGAACUGGGAAGUCUCCUACAGGCUGCAGGAUGAUCGUGUGUCCAGUAACUACAGCUGCUGUCAGUUCUCGCCAAAUGGCGAACGUCUGGCAGCUGGAACGACGAGUGGAGAACUCAGCAUCUUUGAUGUGCAACGUCGCAAGGCGUUGCAGGUGGAGACACCACCAAGCGAUUGCAAGGCCAUCACGUGCUUGGCCUGGAAUACGGCCAAUGUGGAUGAGGUGGCAUUUUGCGAUGCUACUGGUCAACUGGGCACCAUAUUCCUAGGGGACGAUGAACCACAGGAUGGCGCACAAAAUGGUCUGGAAGAGGAGCAGGAUGAGUUUCUCGGUGGCACUGACUAUGAGUUUGAGCAGGGCGACAAUGGAGAUUUGGAUGAUGUGGACGAUGGUGAUGGCGUUAGUUUGGAGCAACUCAAACGCAAGGUGAUGAGAGGAGUCGAACCUGAUGCUCUGGAGGAUGACAACUCCAAGCACUCGAUAGUGAGCAGCAGAGCUUCGCUGCCCGCUCCGCAGUUGAAACUCUUCAAGCAGCAGUCGGCAUUUCAGCCAGGAGCAACGCCCCACGAUCUGGAGCAUCGUUAUCUGGUGUGGAACGAUGUGGGCAUUGUGACGGCACACACGGAGCCCAGCGGCGACGGUGCCAUUGAUGUGGAAUUCCACGAUGCCAGUGUGCAUCAUGCGCUGCAUCUCAGCAAUAACUACAAUCAACAUAAUCUGGCCAGUCUCAGUCGCAGUGCCUUGGCCCUGGCCUCCAGCGAGUCCAGCAAGCUGGUGGUGAUUGCUUUGGCCGCCGCCGGCAACAAGGAGUGGUCACUCAGCCUGCCGGAUUGCGAGAGUGUGGACGCAUUGGUGUCCACCAGUCAACUGAUUGCUGUGGCCACUAGCAAUCACUUUCUGCGCCUCUUCAGUGUCAUGGGCACACAGCGCGAGGUGCUGAGCAUUCCGGGACCCGUGGUGGCCUUGGCCGGACAUGACAAUAGCCUGUUGUGUGUCUACCAUGCCACGGGCAGCAGCCAGACCCAACAAUAUCUGUCGGCAAUGCUGGUCAGUGUCAGUGGACUGAGCUUGCGCGUGGAGCAGCUGCCGGUGCCACUGACGCCGGGACGACAACUCAGCUGGCUGGGCUUUACGGAUGUGGGUUCGCCCAGUUUCGCGGACAACAUGGGACUGGUGCAGCUGUAUCGGCGGGCGAGCAAUGCCUGGUUCCCCAUCUGCGAUACCAUGAAGCAGAGCGCCAGUGUGUCCAAUAACUACUUUGUGGUGGCGCUAUCCGAGGCGAGGCAGAUAAUCCAGGCGGUUCUCUGCCGUGGCAGCUCCUAUCCCAUGACCAAUCCGCGUCCCAUGCUGCAGGAGCUGCGCAUGCAACUGCCGCUGUGCGACAUUGAGCUGGAGAAGUCGGAACUGGAGGACACACUUUUGCGCGCCAGCAUCAUGCAGGUGGAGGGAGCCGAAAAGGUGCAGAAGGAGAUGGCCAUCAAGCUGUUUGCUCUGGCCUGCAGCAGUGAGUGUGAGACGCGUGCCCGGGAACUGGUGGAGUCGAUAGCUUGCACUGAUCUCCUGCAACUCGCUGUCAAGUAUGCCUCAAAGCGUGGACGCAUUCAUCUGUCGGAUCGGCUGUGCGAGCUCCUGCCGCAACUGGAGGCUAUCCAAGAAGCGCGAAAGCAACAGCAAAUGCUGGGAGCCAAUGGAAUCGCAGCGACCAUUGUGCUGCCCAUGGCCUCCACAUCCACAUCGUCAGCCACGACCACUCCCAAACUUGCGCCCAAGGCCAUGGAGCUAAGCGCCUCCAAGCGCGGUGCUCUUAAACGUUUCUCCAACUCGCCGAGUCUGUUCAAGGCAGCAGCGGCAUCGCGUCCAGCUACACCAGAUGUCACCACUGGACCACUGGACACGCAGGAGAACAUGUUUGGCGAGUCCGAGUCGCAGCAGAGCGAAUUACUGUCUAGCAAAACAAAUGUGGAUGCAGCUGGAACCGGAGAUCAACAGCGCACGCCUCUUAACUCGGUCAAUCCAUUUGCUAUGAAGCGCAAACUGGUUGAUACCGGCGUCAUAUUUGGUUCCGAGAAACUGAAGCUGGCUAAGAAGUGAGCUUUUAUCAUUUUAAGUUAGUGCUGUAAGAUUUUAGAGAUGUACGAAAUUCAAUAAAUUGUUUUAUGAUUGAAAUAAAAAAAUUAUUGCUAAAAAUUUUAAA